Molecule: messenger RNA, 2036 nt
Organism: Lytechinus variegatus (green sea urchin)
Lineage: Eukaryota; Metazoa; Echinodermata; Echinoidea; Temnopleuroida; Toxopneustidae
Product: actin-5-like
Exons: 5
Coding region: 428-1567 (379 amino acids)
Source: RefSeq, a predicted model, not a curated record
GAUGUAUAAAUGUUUCGAACACCUCAGCUCCAUGAUUGACUGCGUUUCUGCUUAAAGAGAAUAUUUAGAUUUAGAGAGUCAACUCCUCACCACACCCCUUGAAAAUGCGAGUUGCUCUAUGAAUAUAAAUGCUACCGGCAAAAGCUAUACAUGUAUAGUGUUUAUACCGCAGCUCUGAUCCCGUCUCGGAUCCCUGCAUAUGCACUGUACUAUACAAUAGUCGCCGUGUAUUGUGCGUGAUUAUACAGUACUUGUAUGCACUAGCCUUUUCCUGAUAACUCUUCGACCUACUAUGUACGGGUCUUCGGUUGUUUUUUCUUAAUCGCGGCCUUCAAUGUACAUGUAGGUACAGAUAUAUUUUCUCUGGGCAAGCUGAUGACUGGCUGUACUUGUACGAGAGAGAAUCAUAACAGAUAAUGAUCACUUCAUGACGAUGUCUGAAUCAGACGAAGACGAUUCCGUCAUCGUGGUCGACAACGGAUCGGGAUCAAUCAAAGCAGGGUUCGCGGGGGACGACGCACCACGAUGUGUAUUCCCAGCGAUGAUCGGACGCCCCAAAUACCAGAGACUCGUGCCUCAUUCGAUGUUCACUAGAGAUCAUUUUGUCGGGGACGAGGCUCAGAGAAUGAGGGGUCUGCUCAGUCUGAGAUACCCCAUCGAGCACGGCAUCGUCACGAACUGGGACGAUAUGGAGAAGAUCUGGCAUCAUACUUUCUACAAAGAGCUCCGCACCGACCCCGCCGAGUGCCCAGUCCUUUUCACCGAUGUCCCCGAGAGUACAAAGGCUGGUCGAGAAAAAACGACUCAGAUUAUGUUCGAGAAGUUUGGCGCCAAAGCGUUCCACAUCUGCACACAGGGCGUCUUGUCCCACUGCGCGUCGGGGCGCACGAUGGCUGUCAUGGUGGACAUCGGCGACGGGGUCAUCAGUGUCGUGCCGAUAUCGGAAGGCUACAUCAUCACCCCGGCCAUCCACCAGGUCAACUUCGGUGGCCGCGACCUCACUCAAAUCAUGAUGAAGAUGUUGAAUGAUAGGGGCUAUUCCUUCGUGACGACGGCUGAAAGAGAAAUUGUCCGGGAGAUCAAGGAAAAUCUUUGCUACGUUGCGCUGGAAUUUGAUACAGAGACGCUCGGGUCAGCCGCAACGACUAAAACCUAUACGCUCCCGGAUCUUCAUGAGAUCACCCUCGGCAACGAGCUCUUCCGCGUUCCAGAAAUCCUCUUCCAACCCUCUCUCGCUGAUUUCGACCACGCCAGCAUUCAGCAACUCGUCUACGAUACCCUCAUGAAAUGCGACAUCGAUCUCCGGCUGAACCUCUACUGCAAUAUCAUCCUCGUCGGGGGCUCCACGAUGUUUCCUGGACUCCAGGAAAGACUCCAGAAAGAACUGUCCACCAUGUUGCCGUCGAAGGCAAGGUGUAGGGUUAUUGCCCCGCCGGAAAGGAAGUAUUCGGUCUGGAUCGGAGGGUCCAUCCUCGGCUCACUCACUACUUUCAAGGAGGUUUGGAUAACGAAGGCGGAGUAUGAAGAACACGGACCGAGUGUCGUACAUGAGAAAUGUACAAACUAGCAGAACUUGUUGUUCAAACCACAUGGGGUACUUUACACCAGUGUUGAAUCCUAGCACUUUGCAAACCGGUGUUAUUACAUCACAUACUGUUAGUGAUUUUUUAACACUGGUGUUUGGUGUUUUGUUCAAACCUCAUGGGAGUAUCUUUAACAUCUGAUGGUCAGGGGUAUGUAGUCCUCUCGGAAGACAUUCUAGAUUUUGGAAGAGUAUAAUACACUCCCUACAGUGACUACAGUGAUAAUAAAUAGUUGACACUGUAAGAGAAGUGUCCCCCAUUCUUGAUCAAAAUCUCAUUUCGUAGGAGUACCAUUUAUACAAACUUUGUCAGGGAUUGAUCUUUAUUGCACCAUCAAUAAGUUUCAUUGUCGAAAUACCCCCAAUUUUCCUUUUGUACAUUAUUUUCUACGACCUCACUUACAUAGAAAUAUAUAUAUUAAGAAUAAAUUUUGAUACAAAAUAUUCUUUUGCG